This is a messenger RNA of Rhinichthys klamathensis goyatoka, 720 nucleotides long. RefSeq lists its product as uncharacterized. Lineage: Eukaryota; Metazoa; Chordata; Actinopteri; Cypriniformes; Leuciscidae. The transcript has 4 exons. Gene Ontology annotation, cellular component: external side of plasma membrane. The record is from RefSeq and is a predicted model, not a curated record. Bases 1 to 720 code for a protein of 239 amino acids. Gene Ontology annotation, biological process: positive regulation of T cell proliferation; cell surface receptor signaling pathway; negative regulation of T cell proliferation.
AUGGCUGUGCUACAGACUUCAGGUGUGAUGUGUGUGUGUGUUUUUCUGCUCUGCGCUGGACUUCACUUCGUAACAGGAGGGGUGCGAGACAUCAGCGGUUCUCCAGGAGAGUCUGUGCUGCUUCCCUGCAGUGAUGGACACUCACAGCAUAAAGAUAUCCAGUGGAGACACUCAGAUAUCGGGGAAACACAGAACUCAGCGGACGUCAUGACGGAUCAGCGAUAUAAAGGCCGGGUUCAGAUUCACGGGAACCUCUCGCUGUCCAUCACUCAACUCACUCUAGACGACUCAAGAUCAUAUUGGUGUAAAUCAACAGAGAGAGUAAAUCUAAUAAUUGAAGGUUGUUCUAUAUCCGGGAAUGAAACAUCAGUGGCGAUCAGCAGAUAUCCAGGAGAAUCCGUGUUUCUGUCCUGUUCGGUCAAAUGCAGCGCUCGUGGUGAACUAGAGUUCAGAUGGAAAUUACCAAACAGAGAACUAAACCAGACGACUAACUCUAAUGAACUGAAUCGACUCUAUCAGGGCAGAAUUCACAUGUUUAAUAUACCUUCAGGAAAUUUCUCUCUGCUGAUUUCUAAGCUGACGGAGAAAGAUGAAGGACUGUAUUUAUGCUGGAUUAAUGAGAAUCAACACAAGAGCUUCAGUCUCACUGUUAAAGCAUCUGUAGAAGCUCAGAGGGCUGUGUUCCCCUGCAGAACUCCUGUUCUCACCAGGUGUAUGUAG